CAACGAACGACGGGGCGGCGAAGGGCGAGCCGGAGGAAGAGGAGGCCGACCAACAAGAUGGCCCCUGCUGCAGGAGCAGCCUCGGCAGCAGCAGGUUGGGGGCUGGAGGCGGCGUUAGCGGUGGCGGUGACGGCCGUGGCCCGGCGGCCUAGGACAGAGUCAGAGUCGAUGAUGGCAGCGGCGGCGACGGCGGCUGCCGCGGCGACGGUGACGGCCGCGGAGACUCGGAGCUGAGAGGAGCUGCUGCUCGGACCAGCGCGGUUAUAUUUCACACUAUGUGCUGACUGUAUCUACAGAAGAUAUUUAAAAAAAGAUAAACUUUUUUCAAAGAUUUUGAUUCCAGUGGAAUCUUUGCUUUAGAUUUGUGUGUGUGUGAUUGUGUGUGUGUAUGUCUGUGUGUGUUAGUGAAUUGUAACUCCAGUAGCAAUGCCUGUACAAGCUCCACAAUGGACGGAUUUCCUCUCCUGCCCAAUUUGCACUCAAACUUUCGACGAAACAAUUCGAAAGCCCAUCAGUUUGGGCUGUGGCCAUACUGUCUGCAAGAUGUGCCUGAAUAAACUCCACCGCAAGGCUUGCCCUUUUGACCAGACCACUAUCAAUACAGACAUUGAGCUCCUCCCCGUGAACUCAGCAUUGCUGCAGCUAGUGGGUGCUCAGGUCCCUGAGCAGCAACCCAUUACUUUGUGUAGUGGGGUUGAAGAUACAAAGCAUUAUGAGGAGGCCAAGAAGUGUGUAGAAGAAUUAGCAUUGUACCUGAAACCGCUCAGCAGUGCUAGAGGAGUGGGUCUGAAUAGCACUACUCAGAGUGUUCUGAGUCGCCCAAUGCAGAGGAAGCUUGUGACACUAGUCCACUGCCAACUAGUGGAAGAAGAAGGCAGGAUUCGUGCUAUGAGGGCUGCUCGAUCUUUAGGUGAACGAACAGUUACAGAGCUCAUUCUCCAGCAUCAAAAUCCUCAACAACUCUCUUCCAAUCUUUGGGCAGCAGUCAGGGCUAGAGGCUGCCAAUUCCUUGGACCAGCAAUGCAGGAAGAAGCACUUAAGCUGGUUCUACUGGCUUUGGAAGAUGGUUCUGCUUUGUCACGGAAAGUGUUGGUUCUUUUUGUGGUGCAAAGGUUGGAGCCACGGUUUCCUCAAGCUUCUAAAACAAGCAUUGGGCAUGUUGUUCAACUCCUUUAUAGAGCCUCUUGCUUCAAGGUCACUAAACGUGAUGAAGACUCUUCUUUGAUGCAGCUGAAAGAAGAAUUUAGAACAUAUGAAGCUCUGAGGCGAGAACAUGACUCUCAGAUAGUGCAGAUUGCUAUGGAAGCAGGUUUAAGAAUUGCACCAGAUCAGUGGUCCUCUUUGCUUUAUGGAGACCAGUCUCACAAAUCUCAUAUGCAGUCCAUUAUUGACAAGUUGCAGACCCCAGCCUCUUUUGCACAAAGUGUUCAAGAACUAACAAUUGCUCUCCAGCGGACUGGAGAUCCAGCAAACUUGAACCGACUAAGACCCCAUUUGGAACUGUUAGCAAACAUUGACCCUAGUCCAGAUGCUCCGCCUCCUUCUUGGGAACAGCUGGAAAAUGGCCUGGUUGCUGUGCGUACAGUGGUACAUGGACUGGUUGAUUACAUCCAGAAUCACAGUAAAAAAGGAGCAGAUCAACAGCAGCCCCCACAGCAUAGCAAAUAUAAAACCUAUAUGUGUCGAGAUAUGAAGCAGAGAGGAGGGUGCCCUCGGGGUGCCAGCUGUACAUUCGCACACUCACAAGAGGAACUGGAAAAAUUUCGUAAAAUGAACAAACGUCUGAUUCCCAGAAAACUCUUGAGUGCCUCUUUGGGUCAACUUAAUGAGGUGGGGCUGCCUUCGACAGCAAUGCUUCCAGAUGAAGGUGCAGUGGAUCUUCCUAGCAGGAAACCCUCCGCUCUGCCAAAUGGAAUUGUAUCAUCAGGGAAUGCAGUAACACAGCUGAUUCCACGUGGGACAGAUGCCAGCUAUGAUUCUAGUCUGAAACCUGGAAAGAUAGAUCAUCUGAGCAGUAGUGCUCCUGGAUCCCCUCCUGAUGUGCUGGAAUCUGUCCCUAAGAGUAUUUCUGCCUUACCUGUGAAUCCACAUCCUAUACCCUCAAGAGGGCCAGCAGACUUGCCUCCCAUGCCUAUCACCAAACCACUUCAGAUGGUACCACGGGGUUCUCAGUUAUAUCCAGCACAACAGGCAGAUGUUUAUUAUCAGGAUCCUCGAGGAGCUGCACCACCAUUUGAACCAGCACCUUAUCAGCAGGGUAUGUACUAUACUCCACCACCACAAUGUGUGUCCCGUUUUGUCCGACCUCCACCAUCUGCUCCUGAACCUGGUCCUCCCUACUUGGAUCAUUAUUCACCCUACCUCCAAGAUCGUGUUGUAAACUCUCAGUAUGGCACACAACCACAACAGUACCCACCUAUGUAUCCACCUCACUAUGAUGGCCGUCGAGUAUACCCUGCUCAGUCUUAUACAAGAGAGGAGAUUUUCCGAGAAAGCCCCAUACCUAUUGAGAUUCCACCUGCAGCAGUACCAUCCUAUGUACCAGAAUCCAGAGAAAGAUACCAGCCUGUGGAGGGUUACUAUCCAGUGGCUCCUCAUCCAACCCAGAUCAGACCUUCAUACCCCAGAGAACCUCCAUAUAGUCGACUUCCUCCUCCUUCACAACCCCACCCUAGUCUAGAUGAGCUACAUCGAAGAAGAAAGGAAAUAAUGGCUCAACUAGAGGAAAGAAAAGUUAUCUCUCCACCUCCUUUUGCACCUUCACCAACAUUGCCUCCCACAUUCCAUCAAGAGGAAUUUUUGGAUGAAGAAUUGAAAGUAGCUGGGAAAUACAAAGGAAAUGACUAUAGCCAAUACUCUCCUUGGUCAUGUGAUACCAUCGGCUCCUACAUUGGAACCAAAGAUGUAAAACCCAAAGAUGUUAUGGCAGCAGGGAGUGUGGAAAUGAUGAAUUUGGAAAGUAAAGGUAUGAGAGACCAGCGAUUAGAUUUUCAGAGACGAGCAGUAGAAAGCAGUGAUGAUGACCUCAUUCCAUUUGGAGAUCGACCAACAGUAUCUCGGUUUGGUGCCAUCUCUCGAACUUCCAAAACAAUAUAUCAAGGUGCUGGCCCAAUACAGGCUAUGGCACCUCAGGGAGCUCCCACAAAAUCUAUUAACAUUUCAGAUUACAGUCCAUAUGGAACCCAUGGAGGCUGGGGAGGUUCUCCAUAUUCACCUCAUCAAAACAUACCUUCUCAGGGACACUUCAGUGAGAGGGAGAGAAUAUCCAUAUCAGAAGUGGCUAGUCAUGGGAAACCCCUUCCAUCUGCUGAGAGGGAGCAACUACGACUAGAAUUGCAGCAACUGAACCAUCAGAUUAGUCAGCAGACCCAACUUCGUGGACUUGAGGCUGUUAGUAACAGGCUGGUGUUACAAAGGGAGGCAAACACCUUGGCAGGCCAGCCACAACCCCUACCACCUCCAAAAUGGCCUGGAAUGAUCUCAAGUGAGCAGCUGAGCUUAGAACUUCACCAGGUGGAGAGAGAAAUUGGGAAAAGAACCCGGGAACUAAGUAUGGAGAACCAGUGCUCUCUGGACAUGAAAAGCAAGUUGAACACAAGCAAACAAGCAGAAAAUGGACAACCAGAACCCCAAAACAAAGUUCCAACCGAGGAUCUUACAUUGACAUUCAGCAGUGAUGUUCCAAAUGGAUCAGCCUUGACACAAGAGAAUAUCAGCCUCCUGUCAAACAAGACCAGCUCUUUGAACCUGUCAGAAGACCCUGAGGGAGGAGGGGAUAACAAUGACUCCCAGAGAUCAGGAGUUACUCCCAGUUCUGCUCCCUAAAAUAUGGGGAGUCCUGCUUCUCUCUUCUACUCCUAAUCAACUUGUGGGGAUAGGAGAGAAAGAACAAAUGGAUAACUUCUAAACUUUUUCUCUAAAGUAGUCAGAGAAAUCCAGGAAAAGCACGGAGGCAGUGUGCACAAACACCACUACUAAACACACCCUGCACAUAGUUCACAUUCAUGCAUUUUUUAAUUUAAAGAAAAAGAAAAUUAGCAGUAUCUGCAAGCAAUUCAGAUUAAAUUUGUUUUUGUUCUGUGAAUGAACUUUAUUUUAAUAACUUUGGACGCCUUGGAUGCAGGGCUUUAAAAAAGAAGAUAUUAUAUAUACACUCUGUUUGAUUAAUUGUAUGAUCUUAAUGAAAUAGGUUUUUCUUGUAUUUUGGUAUUAUUACAUACCCAGUGUAUAAUUCCUUACCCCCUAGUCCUUUCCAUCUCUCACAACCUCAUAAAGACAAAAUGCACCAGUAUUUGUAAGAAUUCUGUGGUGCUUGAAAAACAGAGACAGUAAUAGAUUGAGUUAUUAGAAAAUGUGCAGCAAACUAAAUUUUAUUGGCACUUGCUGUUGGAAUAUUUUUUCCUUUCUGAAUCACUAGCUUCAUGGAUGGAUAGAAGGGUUUUUCUUAUGACAUUGAAAGUUGAAGGGGCAUAGUUUCAGCUUUCUAGAGAUAUGUAAUGAUUUAUUUUUAGUUCCCUGUGUUAAGGCUUCUUUGCAUUCUUUUAUGUAAUCAGAAAGCCUAGUCUGUAUUUGCAUUGUUUGAUUAUUUAAGAAUGAACUAUAACUUGUUAACAUUAAAAAUACACAUUGAUGUAUUCUCUGUGUUUCGCUCAUGGUUGAAAAUUUGAAAUUGUGCUUUACAAAUUAAACUUUUACUGAAAUACUGAAAUGCCCCAAACUAGGACAAUCAACCAUGUUUAAAACUGUAAAAUAUGAACUACCUGAAUUUUAAGGAGAGUGUAUGAAUUGAUUAUUUGUUGUUCCUUAUAAUUAGUAGCAAAAACUAUAAAAACCCUAAAAUCAGUUUUCACAAACUUGGCUUUCCAGCAUGAAGAAAGUUUCCUUCUGAAAAUAACCCAAAAAAAAGUACAGAGGAUUUUUUUUAAUUAUUUAGUUCUGCUGCACAUAUUCUGAUGCCAUAGCUCUAUAUUUAACUAAGCCCAUUUAAACUUGCUAAGUGGGGAUUGUUUCAUGUAAUCACUCUCCCCUUCCCUCUGUUUAUCUGAUUUUUGGUUUCUCUUUCUAGAUUAUCUACUAAAUCAGAAAGCACUGGUUAUGUAAUAAGUUUCUGCAUUGCUUUGGUUGGGUAAAAGCAAAAGUUUAUAUAUUUUUCUUGUUUCUUGUGUUCUUAACCCUUAACUCCUGCUGAGGUCAGAACAACCUCAGUCUAAGCUCUGUAUCCAUCAUACUGUUAACUGAAACAAGUGCGGGUGGGGGGGUGGGAGGGGUAACUCAGUCCUGCCAUUGCCUACCAGUAGGAGAGUCCAAACAGAACACUCAUUUGAGUAGCGAUUAUUUAAUUUGCCCAGUCAAGGCACCGUGUUUAUAUACUAUUUCACAUUGAAUUUGAUUAUGCCCUACAGACCUGGCUGGUCAAGGAUUUGAUAUACACAUAUUGGCUUGGGAUUCGAGCUUUCUUUUUUAUUUAAAUAAAAAUUUAUAUAUAUUAUAUAUAUACAUAUAUACAUAGCUAUAUCUGUAUAUAUAUUGGGUAUGUUUUAAGGAUUUCUUCGCAUGAGCGCAGCUGUUGCGAUAAAAUGACUGAUUGGGAGGUAGAAGCACUGAAUGAAGGUGAGGCAUUUUUCAUUUGAUGCAGACAUUUCUCUUUUUAACAUACAUUCAUUUGUUUUUUUAUUUAAUUUACUAUAAACCCUCUUACAGUUAUAUUUUAAAUACUCAUUGUUGGGAGAAGGAAAGAAACUUUGGUUUUGUCUGACAGAAUGUUAAAGAAUUUCCAUUUUUCUGCAUAAUUAUACAAGGCAGCAUUAUUGACCUGGAGCCUUCUAUGCAGAGUUGGGCAUGUAAUCCUAAAUCGUCAAUGAAAUUGAUUUACUUUGGAAGUUGGAAUUACUCUGGUAUUAGAAAAGAACAUAAGGUUGUUAAUUUGCUGUACCUUUGAAGACCCCAUACUCUGGAGAACUUGGUUAGGAAGACAGAAGAGAUGUAUGCUAUCCCAUUGUGCCUGUAAUUUAGCUAUUUUAAAUUCAUCAUUCUGCCUUACCUAAUGGAAAUUCUUAGUUUUGUUUUCCUAAUGCUCACUUUGUAGGUUCAGAAAUUCAGUAAAACCCUCAAAGUUUGGGUAUUUUUCCCACUUUUCCUUUGUGACAUAUUUUGUGUUAUAAAGAGCUAAUAAAAGUAAGUGGCCUAUGAGUACAUAA
Dipodomys spectabilis (banner-tailed kangaroo rat) is the source of this 6197-nucleotide messenger RNA. It is a transcript of the gene Rc3h1, whose product is annotated as ring finger and CCCH-type domains 1. Gene Ontology annotation, molecular function: metal ion binding. The coding region runs from base 427 to 3825 and encodes 1132 amino acids. Lineage: Eukaryota; Metazoa; Chordata; Mammalia; Rodentia; Heteromyidae. The record is from RefSeq and is a predicted model, not a curated record. The transcript is spliced from 20 exons.